Messenger RNA from Mus pahari (shrew mouse), 477 nucleotides. Its product is annotated as insulin receptor substrate 1-like. Gene Ontology annotation, cellular component: cytosol; plasma membrane. Lineage: Eukaryota; Metazoa; Chordata; Mammalia; Rodentia; Muridae. Gene Ontology annotation, molecular function: insulin receptor binding; phosphatidylinositol 3-kinase binding. Gene Ontology annotation, biological process: insulin receptor signaling pathway. The coding region runs from base 1 to 477 and encodes 158 amino acids. The record is from RefSeq and is a predicted model, not a curated record. The transcript has a single exon.
AUGAAGCCUGCAGGUAGGGGCCCCACAGUCUCCUCCGGGGGCGAGUCCACGGACGAGUCCCUUGGCUCGCCGUUUCCUUGGCCCUGUCCGCCCGACGUGCGGCUCUGUGGCCAUCUGAGGAAGCAGAAGUCGCAGCGCCGCCGCUUUUUCGUGCUGCGCGCUGACCCUCCACGCCUGGAGUGCUACGAGAGCGAGAAGAAGUUCUUGGCCAGCGGCUGCCGCCCACCUCGACCCCGGCGCACCGUUAGCCUGGAGGGUGCCUGCACUAUUAGCAAGCGCGCGGAUGCCCGUCAGCGCCACCUGAUCGUCAUCUACACCAGCGACAGCAGCCUGGGAGUGGCGGCGGCCAGCGAAGCGGAGCAGCAAGCGUGGUACAGCGCCCUGCUCGAGGUGCGCGCCACCGCCGCGGCAGCGGCUGCUACNGCUAUGGGUGAGCCCUGGGUGAGCGACGGGGAGGUCAGGGGGUUGCCGACUUAG